Schistocerca piceifrons (Central American locust) is the source of this 1218-nucleotide messenger RNA. Its product is annotated as craniofacial development protein 2-like. Bases 1 to 1218 code for a protein of 405 amino acids. Gene Ontology annotation, cellular component: nucleus. Gene Ontology annotation, biological process: chromatin remodeling. Gene Ontology annotation, molecular function: catalytic activity. NCBI's taxonomy places the organism in Eukaryota, Metazoa, Arthropoda, Insecta, Orthoptera, Acrididae. The record is from RefSeq and is a predicted model, not a curated record. The transcript has a single exon.
AUGGGCGUAUGGAGCAGCAAGCAUCUUGCAGUGCUUGAUACAACGUGGGUUACUGAGGCACCUGGAAAAAAUAACAAUAAAGUAGCUCAUAUGAGCAAAACCAACUAUUCAAUAACACGAUUUGCCACCUGGAAUGUCAGAACUGUGUUACCUGGAUGUGACACUCCUACAGAUGCUGCGCCUAUAGUCAGAAAAGCAGCCACAAUUGACAGAGAACUCCUGCAUCUUCGCGUUGAUGUGGCUGCAUUACAGGAAACUCGUCUCUCUGGGGAAGGCAGCCUGCAUGAAGAUAAUUACACCUUUUUCUGGAAAGGAAGAGAAAUUGGAGAAAGAUGUGAACACGGAGUUGGCUUUGCAGUGCGAAACAGUCUUCUCAGCUGCUGCAAACCACCAAAAUCUAUUUUUGAACGAUUAACAACUUUGAGAUUAAAGACAACAUCAGGCCCCGUCACAUUAAUCUCUGCAUAUGCUCCCACUAUGAAAGCGCCACCUGAAGUCAAAGACAUGUUCUGUGAAGACCUGCGGAAAUGCCUUGAGAAUGUUCGUGGAUCAGAUAAACUCAUGUUACUGGGAGACUUUAAUGCCAGGGUUGGGAAUAAAUGGAACAACUGGACCGACUGCAUUGGCCCAUACAGCAUUGGAAAUAUGAAUGAGAAUGGUCAGCGACUGCUGGAACUUUGCACCUCUCUUUCUCUCUGUAUCACUAACACUUACUCCCAGAACAGAGAUGUGCACAAAGUAACAUGGAAACACCCACGUUCAGGCCAUUGGCAUCAGCUUGACUUCAUCAUAACCAGAAGAAGCAACCUACGUCAUGUCCUUAAUCCCCGCAUAUAUCACAGUACUGACUGUGAUACUGAUCACUCUUUAGUUGUGACAAAAUCACAGUUCACACCAAAGGAGAUUCACUCAGCCAAGAGUGUUUGUCGAAGAGUGAAGAUCAACACCAAAGCCAUUCAAGAUGACGCGCUGUACAAAAAGUUCAGUGAAGAAACUGAGAUGAAACUGAAUCCUGAGCAAUUUAUAACUGCACAUAGUGCCAAAAAUAUGUGGCAUCUAGGUAAAGAAAAUAUUAUGCUGACAGCUAUUGGAACAUUUGGGAAGCAGGGUAGGACUCAAAGUGCCUCCUUUACUGACUGUGAAAGUGAGUUGCAUACAUAUAUAGACAAGAAACGUAAUGCUCAUAUACAGGUUAUGAAUAAUCCUACAGACCACUGA